Messenger RNA from Oryza sativa Japonica Group (Japanese rice), 1627 nucleotides. RefSeq lists its product as uncharacterized. The record is from RefSeq and is a predicted model, not a curated record. NCBI's taxonomy places the organism in Eukaryota, Viridiplantae, Streptophyta, Magnoliopsida, Poales, Poaceae.
GCCAACUUCUCCCGCAACCCAACACUUCACACCUCCCUCCCUCCGUCCCUCCUCCCCCUCGCCUCAUCUCACCACCUCCAACUCUCGAAGUCUCCAAGCCAAGCCAAGCUCCGCCCCCCCGCACUCUCCACACUCCACCUCGGAUUCCCCAGCGCGCGAGCGAGCCCUUCCCGUCCUCGAUGGGCAACUGCUCCCCGUCCCCUCGCCGCCGGGGCCGCCCGACGUCGCCGUCGGGGUCGCCACCUCUGGACCGCACCCCGUCGGCCAAGGCCGCGGGUGGUGGCGCCACCACCACGGUCUCGCCCUACGCGCUCGCCAGAUCCCCCUCCGUGUCCGCCGCUGAGGCCGACGGGGACGACGGCGUGGUGCGCGUGUACGGCUCCGACGGCUGCCCCGUCGCGUGGCGGGUCCGCGUCGCGCUCCUCUACAAGGCGGCCGCGCCGGUGCACUUCACGCCGUCCGAGGCGGCGCCGCUCGGCCGCCCCGUGCUCCGCCUCUCCGCGUCCGACCCGGAGCUCUGCGGCACCGCCGACGAGCUGCUGCGACACGUCGACGCGCGGUUCGAGGGGAAGCCGCUGGUGACGCCGCCGGAGCGGCCGGCGCGCGUGUCGGCGGCGGCAGCGGCGGCGGAGGAGGUGGCCGAGCUGGUGCGGCUGCAGCACCGCAGCGCGGAGCGGCACCUGGAGGGCGUGGCGGCGAAGGUGGCGGAGAUGGUGAAGAAGGGAGCGAAGAAGGCUGGGAAGGGGGCGAAGGUCGUCGUCGUGGAGGGCGCCGAGGUGAGGAGGUUGGGUAAGUGGUACGGUGACGCCAUGGAGGUGAUGCUGGAGCACGCCAGGAUGGAAGAAACGGUGCUCUUCCCUGACAUCCAGAGGGCCUCUUUCCCAGGGGUUUUGGAUAAGGCUAAUGAGCAGCACGGGAGGCACUUGCCCAUGAUGAACGGCAUCAAGGAAGAUAUAAAAACACUCCUCACUCUGGAAUUAGGCAGCUCCCUCUUCCAAGAAGUGCUGGUUAACCUCUCAGUCCGGCUCAAAGCAUUGCAGGAUCACACCAAAGAGCACUUCAAGGAAGAAGAGAGGGAGCUGCUCCCAAGAUUGGAAGGAGUACGGCGGAUGCAGAGAGAAGAGGGGAAUGUAUCUGACAAGUCCAAUACUGCAUGGGCGUCGGAGGCCAUGGGUACAAUGGAAAUGACGCACUCUAAGCUGUUUCCAUUCUUCAUGACGGGUCUCUUGCCUCAGGAGGCUAUGCAGUACUUAGACCUGGUAUGCCGAUGUACUAAAAACACUAGGCAUUUGGUCUCCAUGCUCAGAUCGCUCGCAGAGCGUCUGGAAGACGCAAACCCAGCAAUUAUACACAACAAUCCCACAAAACUAUAUGAGCACCUACUUGUAAAAUCCCCAUAAGGUAUAAUUCCCCACCGUGCAGAUAAUUGUUAUGUGCCACGUAAAUUGUGAAUGCUAACCUCAUUUUCCUUGUCUGGAGUGCAGCUAUGUAAUUUUCGGGUUUAUUGAGCUAUUGUGAAAGCCUGUAUAUCUUAUGGUGUUAUUGCAGAAGUGUGUGUGUGUGUGUGUGUGUGACUACAGGGAAAAAAUUGACAAGUGAUUGCAAUGGCAAUGAUUGUUACUGACCA